UCACUUUUUUUUUUGUAAUAACAAAAAUGUUUGAAGUUUGGAAAUAUUUGAUUACUUGUUGAAAAUUAUUGAUACUGAUAGAUAGUUAGUUUUUAGAAUUAGUAAGUCGCUUGUCGUUCUUGGAUCGGUGAAGUCAUCUUUAGUGUGUUACCUAGGUCUAGACUUGCUUCCCUGAUUGACUUUCGUAGGGUGUAGGGAGCAUAGCGAGUUUAUUAUUAUAUUUUAUAAGUGGCAGCUGAAAAACAUCGCACGCCUUGCCAAACAUUUUACUCUCUAUUUUUGUAACUCUUAAAUAUUUAUUUUUUAUUCUACCUGGCAAUCGCAAUCGUUUCGGGGAUUAGUUUGCAGACAUGAAUGGUCAAAGCAUUGUUCCAGCCCUGAGCAUGACGCCACACUCGACAAGGCGCGAAUCGGAGCGCACCUGCUGGAUAUGCUUUGCCACGGAAGCCGAGAACCGCAUGGCCACCUGGUUGCAUCCGUGUCAGUGCAGCGGCAGUACUAAGUGGGUGCACGAGAGCUGCCUUUAUCGCUGGAUCGACGAGAAGCAGAACGGGAAUUCGCGCACCAAGGUCACCUGCAUGCAGUGUCGCGUUGAAUACAUCAUUGUCUUUCCGAAGGUGAGCCGCGUGGCCACGGUCCUGGAGCGCAUCCAGAACUUCAUCCGCCAAUGCUGUCCGUUUUUGGCAGCAAGCGCGUUCUUGGGUUCCGUCUAUUGGACGGCUGUCACCUAUGGCGGCAUUACGGUCAUCCAGGUGUUUGGCCAGCAACGCGGCAUGGAGCUUAUGGAGAAGGGGGACCCAGUCUUUCUGCUGGUCGGCCUACCCUUCAUCCCAGUGGCACUGAUACUCAGCCGUCUCAUACGCUGGGAAGACGCCGUGCUGCGGCUCUGGCACAAACGCCGCGCCAUUGCAGGCAGCUUGCCUCUUGUCAAUCGUCUAUUCAAUCGGCAGCCCAUGCCCGGAGAACUGAUGCCGCUGCCAGUGCCCGAUGAGCCCGUGCAGUUCUCUCGCCUCUUCUGCGGUGGCAUUCUGUUGCCCAGCAUUGCCAAGCUAAUGGGCAAUAUCAUUUAUAGGAACAUGUCACCUCCGCUAUAUCGGACACUGCUUGGUGGCGCUACGUUCAUCGGGGUGAAGGGCAUCCUAACCAUAUAUUUGCGACAAAAACAGUAUCUGAGCAAAACGCGCCGCCACAUUGUCGACUAUACAGAGGAGAAUGUGCGUCUGUAUAUGUCGAACACAGGGGAUCAAUCUCCGGAAAAUGCACGGCAAAUAGCCGGCUCUGAGGACAAUGAAUCGGAGUUUGGCGAGGAGUAUGGGGUUUUGAAUUACGAUGUAGAUGAGGCUGAGGGAAUGGAUUUUAAUGUGGAUAUGGAUGUGAAUGUGGAUAUGGAUUUGGAUGUGGAUAUGGAUGUGGCUAUGCAGGUAAAUAUGGACAUCAUUGCGGACGUGGAUAAUGAGGCUGCCGAUGCGGACGUCGAUGUCGAUCCGGAUGCGACGCAAACGUCGGAGAUAGAUGAUUCCGAGUUCAAUGAUGUUAGAGAUCGUGUUAUUAUAAGCGUGCCAGACCGCCCAUAUACAUUGUUUCUUAGCUAAAUUGAAACAUGAUUCUAACCAAAUCAGGCAGCGGAGUGCCUCCAAUGACAAAACCAUGUGCGUGGAAAUACCAAGGACCAUCACAAUCUAAAUUCUUUUGUGUUUUAAAUACAUAGUUUUGCUGUACUAAGCAUAAUCGUAAA
Messenger RNA from Drosophila mojavensis, 1735 nucleotides. Its product is annotated as E3 ubiquitin-protein ligase MARCHF5. The record is from RefSeq and is a predicted model, not a curated record. The transcript has a single exon. Lineage: Eukaryota; Metazoa; Arthropoda; Insecta; Diptera; Drosophilidae. Gene Ontology annotation, molecular function: zinc ion binding. Bases 351 to 1592 code for a protein of 413 amino acids.